UAUUACUGUAUAGACCGAUAUCCUCCUGUUCCUUCUCUCACUGUUCUUGGGAAUUGCUGGAUGCUUUAAAACGUCAUCAUAUUUUUCCUAAAUCUAGGCUACAAUGCAGGUUUGUUGAAUGACAUUCUGUUUUUUGUUGUGAAGCACUGGGCUGUGCAUUCUCAGCGAUCUUCGGGAGAAAUAUUGUCCAACAGUUGUUGAACAACCCCAAUCAAACCAUUGGAAUGUAUUUGGAAGUUUCAUAUCGGAAAUGAAAGGAUACACUUUGAAGUGGACUGUAUAAUGAUUUUUUAGACCUAUAGUGGAUUAUAUUUUUCUGCUAAAGUGCAGUAACGAAAAGUGCUAUAAAAAAAUCAUAGAAGACCAGCAGUCAGUCAAAAUGCCAUGGGACAUAAUACUUUGCGGAAUUAUGCUUUUGCUGAACAUGAGAACUUGUGAAAGCUUCCCGAACAAGUUUGAUGAGGACAUUGACAAACGUAUAGACCCAUUAGAUUACGUUAUCGAUCCAUUAGAUUAUGAUAGGCUUGAGGAUCCGUUUGAUAUAAAUGUAACUGCUUGUGGUGAGUGCUCACCUGAAUUGUGUCCCGUGGCACAAGAAUGCAGGGCUGGGCUAAUUUUUGACAGUUGUGGUUGCUGCCAAGAGUGUGGAAAUCUAGAGGGGCAGACGUGUGAUAUUGGUGACAUUAAUGUGUUUUACGGUCUCUGUGGGACGGAUCUUCAAUGCAAAAUUGACGAUUUGGAUGUUGGAGAUGAAGAAAUUGCGGAGCCGCAGUGCGUCUGUCAAUCGCAAGAUGCGCUCUGUGGUUCCGAUGACAGAACAUACAUGAACAAUUGUCAGUUUAAAGAAGCGUACUUCUCAAAUUCAUCACUCAAGAUAAAGCGCAAAGGUCCAUGCAAAACAGUGCCGAUCAUCAAGGUCCCACCCCAGAACCUGGUGAAUGUUACGGGUAGUAGCAUGGUGUUCCUCUGUGAGGUCUUUGCCUUUCCAAUGGCAAUGAUUGAAUGGAAGAAGGAUGGCAGAGACAUUAUUCUUCCAGGAGAUGACCCACACAUAUCUGUCCAGUCUCGGGGUGGUCCCCUGAAGUAUGAGCUCUCUAGCUGGCUGCAGAUUGAGAAAGCUGGCCUGGCCGAUGCUGGCACCUACCGCUGUGUCGCUCGGAACGAGCUCGGCAGUAUCUCUGCAAUGGCUGUGUUAGGAGUUCUAGGUCCAGAAGAGAUGUCCGUCUACUUGACGGAGAACGUGACGGAAAUGUUGGAGUAUGGCCACUCGGAGAGAGAGUAUGAUGAGGAUUACUACUAGUGAUGUCCUCCGUUGUAAAGAAUCAGCCCUCACUAACGGAGGUGCUGAUGGCAUCCUGAAAGUCUUCACAAUUGUUGUAGUGUUGCACACGCGGAUAUUAUACAACUGUUCAGCUUAACCCCAUGUUUUCAUCUCUACAUCUGUAGUCAAGAUGGUGAAAGUGGAGAUGUGAACGUGAUAUAUAACAAAAGCAUAAGUGAAUAUGUGUGGAAGUUGAUUAUGGAAGCGUCUGAUCAUUCCUGAAGUCUAUAUUGUACACUAUAUAGUACUGAAAGCAUAAGGAAUGAAUGUCUCUUUGUUCAAAAGCUGUUCAAACCCAUUUUCCUUGUGACUAUAAGUCUACAUUCCAAAGUGCAGGGACGUUGUCCUGUUACUGUCUGGUAAAAGGUUUAGCCAUCCCCUCAGGAUGAACCUGGCAUGUGUGCAACCAAUAUGUGCAACUGGAUGUACUCUAUGUGGAAUGUCGAGGUGCAUUGUUGUGUCUCAGAACUGGAAUGUACAUUUAGCUGGUUUAUAGGUUUCUAUCUAUCGCUGUAAUGCUUGGGCAGAUGUGUCAGUAAGCCAAGCCCAGCUCUGGUCAUGGUGGAGAGAAACCCACAGAUGGUUUUAAUGUUUUUGUGCAGCUCAGACAUGAAGAGAAACACCAUCUCCUUUGUUCUUGUGUCAACAAGGUUCUAUUUCCUUUUAUAAGAGAUUAUGGACUACCUUGGACUUGAUCUAAAUAUAGCCAUUCUUACUACAUCUACGCAAAGGAAGCAACAUCAGACUAAGAAUAUUAUGAAUAUGAAUAAACAAAUUAUAUUACAAAGAUUUGUUAUAUUAUGCUACUUCUGAAUAUUACAAUAUAUCAAAUCAUCUCAAAGGGGAUAUAUGUUUUUCCAAAUUAUUUAUGCUUUCAUCUGGAUAAAAAAAAUCUGUAUUGACAAAUUCAAUGUAAAAUGCGUACAUUUUGAAGCGGUGAUGGCUUACUACAUACUGUUACUGUUACUGUUACAUAUUGCAUUCCCAGAAGAAAGAAAUAUGCAAUAAAUGAAAAACAGUAAUCACAAACAGUCUCUGCAUGUAUUUGCGUGCCAAAGUCCCUUCAGCAACACUGACUGUUAAAGUAAUUACAGUCAUACUGGUGUAAAUCAAAGCCAUGAUCUGGACCCCUACUCUUGAAAUAACCAGACAAUAUCCCUGUUUGUUUGCUUCCAUUUUCUCUUGCUGUGUUAUUUCAAGCAGAGCCCAUCAUUGGAGGAAAACCCCAUUCAAGGAGUAACUCCCCAACUCUUGGAAUCCAUUUAUUUUUAACUGUAUGGAAAACUUUUAGAUAUCAAGAGGAUUGUUUGAGGCUCA
This is a messenger RNA of Oncorhynchus masou masou (cherry salmon), 2638 nucleotides long. RefSeq names its product Kazal-type serine peptidase inhibitor domain 3 (gene kazald3). Gene Ontology annotation, biological process: regulation of signal transduction; regulation of cell growth. The record is from RefSeq and is a predicted model, not a curated record. Gene Ontology annotation, molecular function: insulin-like growth factor binding. Gene Ontology annotation, cellular component: extracellular region; interstitial matrix. NCBI's taxonomy places the organism in Eukaryota, Metazoa, Chordata, Actinopteri, Salmoniformes, Salmonidae. The coding region runs from base 380 to 1300 and encodes 306 amino acids. The transcript is spliced from 4 exons.